This is a messenger RNA of Ictalurus furcatus (blue catfish), 4146 nucleotides long. RefSeq names its product leucine rich repeat and fibronectin type III domain containing 1 (gene lrfn1). The record is from RefSeq and is a predicted model, not a curated record. Lineage: Eukaryota; Metazoa; Chordata; Actinopteri; Siluriformes; Ictaluridae. The coding region runs from base 1885 to 4113 and encodes 742 amino acids. Gene Ontology annotation, molecular function: protein binding. The transcript is spliced from 5 exons.
GUCAAGUCACGGCGCCAGAAUUAAUUAACGCAACCUCUUUCCGUACAGCCGACUCAAAGGUCAAAGUUCAGACAAACAAAAUGUUACUUUUUCAAUGGCGUAUUUUGGGCAACGUCAGAGUGAAUGGAGACACGCAGGAGUGUGUGUGUGUGUGUGUGUGUGUGUGUGUGUGUGUGUGUGUGUCCAAUUCUAGCUUUUUCUUAUUAAUAAUGCAGAGCCAUUUGAGACGAUGAGCUGAAUUCAGGAAGAGCAGGAACAGGAAUGAAGUGGGGGAAAGAAAAGAAAACAUGUCCUUGUUUUUAUUUCAUUUACACGCGUUUGCCUUCAUGAAUAUGCAAAACGUGGGGCGGAGUCAAUGCAAAUCAGCACAUCCACUACGUUUCUGCAUGUGAUGACUGUAAUAUUACUGCAGUAAAUAGAAAGAAAUGUAAAAAAAAAAAAAAAACAAUUUAAAAGUCUAAUAUUUUCUUCUCAUUGGCCUUAUGAAGCAUGCUUUUUGUUGUUGUUGAAUAACAUGAAGAACAUACAGUGUAUGUUUUUAAAUAUUCAUAAUAAUAUUGUUAGCAUCCUAAUGACCGUCUCUGAAUUAUGAGUUGUUAUAAUUUUUUUGUUCACUAAAUAGUGUAUUUUUUUACUUCAAAGUAAAAAAUGAGCUUCAAUAAAUUCUUUUUGCGAAGGUUUAAUAUGACAAAUUAUUAUUAUUAUUAUUAUUAUUAUUAUUAUUAUUAUUAUUAUUAUUAAUGGCAACUUCGGUUUAUUUUUUCACAAUUUUUAGUCAUUAGAGUUUGGGAAUAAUUCUCUUCUGAAUAUUUUUAUGACCUUUUUUUUUUCUUUUUAAAUUUAAAGUCAAGAUUAGUAAGGAUUAAAGUUUGAAAUCCUCUUGUAUUUUUUUUUAAUAAUAAUAAUAAAAAUACAGGGGUAUUAGUUGGACUGUUACUCAUCUGGGGUUGAGCCCAGAUUCUUUUGCAUCAAAAAGCUUUUAAAAAUAUACUUCUAUAUAGAUUGUUUCCAUGCAAUAUAUUUUCUUGCAUGUGAGGUCUAAUUGCUUUUUUAAAAAUGUAAAGAAAAUUGGACAAAAAAGUUGGAUUUACUGGGCUACAGUAGUUUGGUGUCGCUAGCCAAGAGGAGGUACAGCAUUGUAUGGGUUUAGCUGCUAAAGUGCCAUGCAAAGUACAUUAUCUGUCCUAAUGCUCUUCUCAUAUCAUGUUCAUGUAAACUGAAACUCUUAUAGACAUUUACACUCCUUGUUUUCCUGCUCAGUACAGGCCCAGAGAGGUCAUCGAGAGAAUCGGGAGAAUUCCCGCUGGGCCGCUCUGCCCACUCUUAAAUUGGGCCUGGAGACUCUCCUGCUUUCUCUUCGUUUUUUCACACACACACAUGCAGAAAAUCGUAUACGUGUUACUCUAAGUUACUGUGUGACUGAUAACUAAGCUAGUUACACUAGAUUGGAAUUUAAAUCAGCGCGUGAUCACACCGCGCAGUACGCACGCUCUAUCUCUUUCUCAAACACGAGCGCGUGUACCUGGGUCGUUGCCAUGGAGAUAUAUAAACAAAACAAAACCAUCAUUUAAUGCUGUGGCGUGAAUUACGGAGAUAAUCACAGGAAGGAUAAAAUCUAUGGUAAAAAGAGGAGCUGAAAAAGCCAGGUUAAAAAAAAUAAGGCAUUGGAGGAUGACGCGGCCAAAUGUGGCAGAUAUUUUUUCGAGACGACAAACGAGCACGCGGGAACUGGCGACUCAAGGAGCUCAGACGGUUCCCUCAGGACCUGCACUCCAUCUGAGGAGGUGGCAUUGAUCUUAUUACCCAGAAUUCCCUAGGAGAACACAUGAUGAGAUGAAUGACACAGGAAGAGCCUUCAUCUCUGGACGAGGAAGCUGAUAAACCAUGGAGCGGUUCGUUUUGUGCAUGAUGCUGUUGGGGGUUCUGGUGCGAGGACAGCAGUGCCCAGGCCGAUGUAUCUGCCAGACCAUCUCGCCCACCCUGACCUUGCUUUGUGCCAAGACUGGACUCCUCUUUGUGCCGCACACUAUUGACCGCAAGACCGUAGAGUUGAGGCUCACGGACAACUUCAUCACGGCUGUCCGUAGGAAGGACUUUAUAAACAUGACGAGUCUGGUGCACCUGACACUGUCCCGCAAUACCAUAAGCCAGAUUGCACCUCAUGCCUUCGUUGGACUCAAAGCAUUAAGGGCGCUUCACAUGGAUGGCAACCGACUGACUGAUAUAAAGAAUGACCAGCUGAAAGGUUUGGUCAACCUUCGGCAUCUCAUCCUGGGAAACAACCAGAUCCACCAUAUCGACCCUUCCUCCUUCGACGAGUUUGUUUCCACAAUUGAGGAUUUGGAUUUGUCUUACAACAACCUGAGGACGUUGCCAUGGGAGGCUAUAGCCAGGAUGACCAACAUCAACACACUAACUUUGGAUCACAAUCUUAUUGAUCACAUAGGAGCUGGAACAUUCACGCUACUCACCAAACUGGUCCGCUUGGACAUGACAUCCAACCGUUUGCAGAAGCUGCCUCCAGACUCCCUCUUCCAACACGCUCAAGUGCUGUCUGAUCCUAAGGGGUCCUCUAGUUCCUCUAGGCUGACGGUGAGUUUUGGUGGGAACCCGCUCCACUGUAACUGCGAGCUGCUGUGGUUGCGCAGGCUCACCCGAAAGGAUGACCUGGAGACUUGCGCCUCACCUGAUCAACUUAUGGACAAGUACUUCUGGUCCAUCCAGGAGGAGGAGUUUAUCUGUGAACCCCCACUCAUUAUCAAGCACCACGUCACUAAGCCAUACGUGAUGGAAGGCCAAGGUGUCACGCUCAAGUGUAAGGCCAUGGGUGAUCCAGAUCCUACCAUUCACUGGCGCUUUCCUGAUGGAAAGCUGGUCCACAAUAACUCACGUACUAUCCUGUAUGACAACGGCACUCUGGACAUCCUGAUAACAACCUUGAAAGACAGCGGGGCGUUCAACUGUGUCGCCUCGAACGCCGCUGGAAUCGCCACGGCAGCCGUAGAGAUAAACAUGAUCCCACUGCCGUUGUUCGUGAACAACACCAGUCACAUGAAAGAGGCUGACCCUGGCCUGUCUGACAUCACCACCUCCACCAAAUCUGGCAGCAAUGACACCAAGCAACAGGACAAGAGAGUAGUGGUGGAUGAGCUGACCUCCAAUUCAGCCAUGAUCCACUGGCCUUCGGAGAGGCACAUUCCUGGAAUAAGGAUGUACCAGAUCCAGUAUAACAGUACUAUGGAUGACACUUUGGUCUACAGGAUGAUUCCCUCAGAGAGCAAGACAUUCCGGAUCAACGACCUGGCGGCAGGACGUGAAUACGAGCUGUGUGUCCUUGCCGUGUACGAUGAUGGCAUCACGUCCCUCACUGCCACACGUGUGGUGGGCUGUGUCCACUUUCGUACUGCGCCUGAGACCGGACAGUGCCAGUUUGCUCAAGCGCAGUUCCUGGGUGGCACCAUGAUCAUCAUCAUCGGUGGCGUCAUCGUGGCCUCUGUGCUCGUCUUCAUCGUCAUCCUGAUGAUCCGAUACAAGGCCUAUGGCACGGCCGAUUCCUCCAAGGUCAAAGGUGGAACGUCUGGAAGCAUCCACCAGUCGGUUCGCGCCAAGAAACAGGAGCAUGUGCGCGAGUCUCCGGUUGGUACAGAUUGCCAUGCUAUUGCGCUACUUAGCCUUGAGAAUGAGACUCAGGGGGAAGCGAAGGCACUGACACCUCCGGUUAACUCGGAGGUGGCGGGUUUGGCUCUUGUACCUGCUCCACCCAUUCCACCAUCCCGCAGGGCAAGUUUAGGAGCCCCGCCUUCAGACGAUGCCCAGACGGACAGCAGCCUGACAGGCUCCACCAUGUCGCUUUGCCCCAUGGGCACCAGCACAAGUGACAGGGACAGGAAGCGGACACCAGUGGCCAUUGGGUUGCUGCCCGGUGAGCUGGCGAGGGCGAGGCACCGCUUCUCCUUUGAUGGGGACUACACGCUCUUCCAGAGCCACAGCUACCCGAGACGGGCCCGUGCCCGCCGCCACAAAUCCAGCUCGCAGCUCGAUGUCUCGCCUCCGACUGAACGCCGCAUCACGUUCAGCAGCAGCACUGAGUGGAUGCUCGAGAGCACAGUGUGAACAAACACAUACACUGUGGGGUCCCAAACUCAA